This is a messenger RNA of Cyanistes caeruleus (blue tit), 5880 nucleotides long. Lineage: Eukaryota; Metazoa; Chordata; Aves; Passeriformes; Paridae. The record is from RefSeq and is a predicted model, not a curated record.
AGCAAAUGGAGAGCUCACCUCUGACACUCACCCCAAAGCACCAGCACGUACCCCCUUCCCACAAGAACCAGCCUCAUCAGAUGGGCCAGACCCCUGAUGGAUGAAGGACGAGCUUUGCUACCUUGAUCCAUGACUGAGUAACUCAGAUUAGAGAGGAGUCCAUGAGUUUAGGAGGGAGAAGCAGAAGGAAUUUGCCUUCAGAGCUGGCUUUGUGGCAUAGCUCACCAGCAUCUCAGAAGCCGUAUGAAACAGGCCAAGUUUAACCUGGGCAAAAAGCACCUUUGUAGAUCUCCAGGAAACUGCUCCCACGUGCCCCCAUCUUCCUAGGAGCAUGUUUAACCCCACAGCUGCCAUGGCACUCUCACUUAAAGGCUCCUGAAAGGCUCUGAAAAAGCAGAACCUAGGAAGUCAGCUGGAAUGCAGGAUGAGAUGCCUCAAGGCCAAGAGGCAGUAAGCACCUGCAUGAUGUCUGAGCAGCUCACAGGCUGCCCUGGACAAAGGCUGUAAUUGGUGCCAUCAGCUCAGUUGAGCAGUCUUAGCUGAGAUCUUUGAGUCAAACUGCACAUAAACCCCUCAACCAAAAUUCACCAAACUAAUCAACACCAAACCCUCUCUGCUCCCAGUGCAGCAUUUUCCACACUUGCAUCCUCUGCACAUAGCAUGUCCCUUGCCAGGAACAAGUAAGGACAGAGUUCGGUCUCUUCCUCUCUCAGGAAGGUAACAAUCAAAGCACUGCUCCAAAUUUGCAUUUUGCAACCCUGACUUUUGCAAAACAGUAAAUCUUACCAGCCAACUUGAAAAGCCUCCAAAUGGUUUCAUCGCCUGGAGCUACUCUGCUAGAAUAGCUGCCCUGGCAACAUCUCCAUCCUCUGUCCUUCACCCCUCCAGUACUUGAGAUGCUGAACUUUGCAGAGCCAAAGUUGGGAGCACGCAACGGUGUUACUCGAUAGCCACUCCUCAGGCUAAUUUUAGGUGGUGGAACUUUUCAUGCUUUCAGAAAGUCCCUCUAUUUAAUUUUGAGAAACCUAUCGUACUUAGUGGCUACCAUAAACAUUUUUCUAUCUGAUGCUUUAAACUUACCUACAGGGCUCUAGAAGUCACAAGCAACCAGCACCUGACACGAUCUCAAAGGAACAAUCUCCUGUUAAUUUUGUAAACCGGACUGAGUAACAUGAUGCUCCCAACAUGCAAAUGAUUUCAGAUGGAAACAAAUUACACAUCAGAAAUGACAAUGCUGAUAACAGUAUCAUCCUCCACCCAGUCUGUUUCCCAGAACCACCCCCUUUCUCCCCCUCCCACCCUACCAAAGCCUGGGAAGGACAACCUGCGGCUGCAGCGGCUGCUGAAGAAGGCAGCCAGGAAGAACGCCAUCCUCACCUCAGAGCAGGGCAAGUCCUUCCGCUCCAGCCUUUCACCUGUGAACGAAGCCAGCCCCGACCAAGAGUGUGCUGAGAGUGCUGCCCCAGCAGAGCCCCCUGAAACCACAGCACCCCCCUCUGCCCCCCUGCCAACCCACCUCUCCAUCAGGCCCGUCAGCCACCGUGCCCCCUCCCCUUUCCGAAAGGGGAAGCCUUUCGCACUGAAGGUCACCGAGCAGCGGCGCAUCGCUGAACAUGUCAAGCUCACAGCCUCCUCAGCCAUGCCCCUGCUACAGAAGCCAGGAGCACCUGAGACUCCACAGCAGCCUCAAGGCAUGGGUUCCCACCUUCCCUCUCCAACUGACCCUUCAUUGUCUGUUCUCCCCCAGCCUCCUCCUGCCAGUACACCCAGUACAGAACAGGCACCAGGGGUUACCUAUGUCACCAGGGUGAACACUUAUUUCCACAGCGUCAAGCCCCCCAGGGCUAAGACUCCCACACCAAACCCAACCCAAGGAGCUGUCAACCACGAAGACAAAAGGCCUACCUCCCCAGCAUGUCAAACAAGCAGCUCUGAACCAUCUCCAGAGCAGACACCCACCUCACUUAAAGACAGCAAGGUCACUCCCCCCUUGCCAAAACCUCCCCUCCUUCCUGCCGCAGAAACAGAGCCUCCUGAUCAAGCUCCCAGACCUGUUCCUACUGAGGAGCCCAGCACCUCUGAUAUCCACAUCAAUACAACCCAUGGAAGUGACACUAAAAUAUCCAGAUCCACGACAGCUCCUGAAUUGCCCCAGCAAGACAGAGACGUGCUAAAACCAUCAACAUCCAGCGCUCCCUGGAGGCAAACACGCCCAGCGACGGCAACUCCAGCACAAACUGAUGGUACUGGGUCCACAUCCACAGACACCAAGGCAGAACACGUCCCUGAACCUCAGAUGACUCCCAGCUUACCCAACACUGGCUGUCUCCCCAAGGCUGAGCCAGCAUCAUCAUCAGUAGAAGCACCAAGACCUCCUGGGAGUGGUGCCAGUGGCUGGCAUCGCCUCAAGAAGCACUUGAUGGUGCAGCCAGAAGCAACUAACUUCCCAGAAUCUGAGCCAGAAAAGCUGGGACAGAAGGAAGGGAAUAAAGAGGAUGCUGCUCAAGCAGUCAUCAAGCAAGACUCCAUGCUGGUUAAAUCAAAAGCCAUGAGAAUGUGGGAUGCCAUUUUAUACCAGGUGACACUCACCAAGGAGAGGAAGCAGCAAGCAGAGGAGAAGAAGCCACAGAAGGAAGAAAGCGUCUUUCUUCCCCGCCGCUUGCCCAUCCUUCUACACAAGCCACGUUUUGAUGCCCGGAAACUGAAGGAACUGGCUGCCAAACCCAUGACAAAGAUCAGCACAGUGUUCGAGCUGAGCCGCUUUCGACCCAAAGGGGCCGAGGAGCACACCAAGAGCUUUAAUAGAACGGCAUCAGGGUGGUCGGUCAACUGAAGCCAGGCUGCUCCACCCCUCUGGACAUGCACCAACCAAGAGGACACCUGUGACCAAGUUUACUGCCCAGUGGAGCCAGGAGUAAGGAAAAAAAGGAAAUUAAAUAAAACCCCUCCAAGCCAGCAGCCCCAUGCUGCAGGUUUAAGGGUUACUCUCCAUACAUUCAAAAGCUCAAAUACAUAGCUACCACAUCCACAGGUCACAGGAAAACAAACAUGUUUGUUUUAAAAAGAGUCAACAACAAUCACUGGAUGAAGUAACAGAGUGAAGAGGACAAACUGCCUAUAGAAAAAAGACCAGUUUUGAGUAGGAUAAUGGAAUCUGAAUUUUUUUUGCAUUUAUCUAAGACAGAGAUAGAUCCUAGGAACAGCAGCAGUUGAACAAAAUGGAAACUCAUCCUUUUACCCAAGGCACAGAGAACAGACAGUAAGAUAUCCUGCUCUCACCAAGCAGUUCCUCUGCCUAACAAAAUGGGCAGCUUCUGACAACCUCCUAGGCCAGUCUACUAAACACUAAUGCACAGAAGAAUAAUUUUGUUUUGGUAAUCAAGUUCUGUUAUGUAUUUUACCAUGUUUUCACCACAAUAGCUGAUGGUUAAUGUUUCCACAAUAACCAACAAGACCUUGCUUUAGACCAUGGGAAUCCAAUUCUGUAUUUAACAAGGUGCUGGCUUCUGAGGGCUUCUGCUAACCCCAUGUAGUCUCAUUUUCAGGGCAAACAUCAUGACAGUUGCACACCUGCUUGUCCCCAGUAUCCUGAAAAAAGGGCAUUUAAAGGAAAAUCCCCAACUCUGCCCACCCAGAGACAACUGGGCUUUCCAGUAUUACCCUUUGCAACUCCACUGACAGCAGGCUUGUGAGCAUGGAAGUUGGGAGAUAGGUUAUUUCAGUUUCACAAGGAACUUGGUCAUAUGCUGGGGUGUUCCUAUACAGCUAAUAUAGGAUUGCUAUGUUUAGGCCAAAUACAGUAUGAAGAGCUGUGUACAGUGCUUCCUUUUUCAUGUGCAGAGGAUAUGGAACUGGCCAGCAGUUCCUCAAGCCAAACUGCAAACAGACUUAGAAACAAAACAAAGAACCUCUUUUGCCUUUUUUAAAGUCUUCCUAUCCUGCAGUGAUGUUGUAAGAACAGUUCAUUUACCAAAUCAUCUGAAGUUUUCACUUUACUGGUCUUAUCUAUAUUCCGUAAGCCCUUUGCUAGUCAAAGGGCAACAACCAAAUAGGAAGAAUAUUAUCUUAACAAUCUAAAGUGGGGAUUUUUUCUUCAAACCCCCAGUUUUCAAAGAAAGAAGUAAAAAAAGGUUGGAAAUGUGCCAGUAAUCACAAGUGAAUCCUAGGUAAGCCUCACCAGGAUAAUUUAACAUUGCUGCAAGAGAAGGCUACAGAGAAACAUCCACACAGCAGCACAAAAAAAGAUUUGAAGAGUGCAGUGUAAAACACCUGAUGCAGAUAAAGGCAACCUUUCCAGAGAGUGCUAAGUGGUACCUUACUGCAGCCCAGCCAGGUGGAUGCCUCAGCACAAAGGUCUACAUGCACAAGAGCCACAGUACUGGCAUGAAGCAGAGCAGCCAACUUUGAUUGCGUUUGGGAGACUAGGUGAAGGUGGUUUAAGAAGCACUUGUGCUCUAAAACAGUUUUUGUCCUGCACCAAGGACAACCACCCAGAGCAAGCCAGCAACUCUCACCUAAGGCUUAGGUUUCACAUCUUCUAGGCUUCCAUUGACACCCCAGCCCCACUGCACAUGGAUGAAGGAUGGGGAAAUGCCACUGGGGAGAGCAAUUCCCACAAGCAGAAGAAAGGAGACAGAGGAAGGCAGGUCUGUGUGUAUGGUUUAGCCCUUUUACCCCAAAAGCAAAGGGCAGAGGCACAAAGCAAGCAUGGCAAGUCCUGCAGAGACAGACCCUGACACAAGAGUACCACAGACAGGAGGACAUGUCCCUAUAGGCAACAGAUUUCAGGCAAUGGCUGUUCACUGGAAGUCACUGUGGUGUGCUCCAGACUGAGCUGCUCUACUGAGGAAGAGAAGAAGAAUGCUACUGGGCACAGAAUUUGCCUAUUUUUCAAUGCCAAACAGCAUCAGGCUGUUGCUAAGAGCCCAAAUUGACACUUACAGAAAAACUCUUGUUCCAUAGCCUGCAGUGAGGUCCUGCAGCCCAGGAAGGGAAGGAAGGAGAAAAAAAAAAGCACACCUGUGUUUAAGCAACUAGAAAGCAGAUAAGGUGGUGUAAAGCAAGUGACAGGGGUGAGCCAGAAGGGUUUGGGAGUAAGGCCAUGACAGUGAUCCAGCAGUAAGGAAAAAGGAUGAACAUAGCUCAGGGGGUACAGAGGAGUUGGGGAGCAGGGAGCUCAGAGCAUACAAAACAGACAGCUAAGAACCUAAGAAAAGAAACAAGCCAAGCUCCUUCAGCUAUCACAGCCAUUUUGCUAUUCACAGUAGAAAAAACCCAAUACUUCCACGUGAAUAAACCCAGAGAAUGUUGUGCCAUGGCUGUUUGGAGUGCUGGCUGGAUCCUAGAGGACAUCCUGUGAUAGUGCACUGCCUUUCAAGAAAGGACGCUGGACAAAGACCAGAGCCAAAGACACUUUCAUUUGAGCUGCUUAGAGAAACUCAGGGCAAACAAAACCUGCUGACAACCUAGCAAAACCUAUUUGCUGUUGAGAACUGAAGCCCAGUAGGUUCCCACCUGGUGCACGGAGAAAGGAGACUGAUCAAAGGGGAAACCUUAGGUUUCUCAAAGUCAUGGGCAGAGAAGCAAGCUGAGGAUGCAAGUUCUGUGGACUGAAAACAUAGCUUCAGGCAGUCUUUGGCUUGUACUGGUGCCCAUCCCAAAGCAAGUUCAAAAGGGCACCUCCUCUAAAUGGGCACUACAAAAGGAAAAAAACUAGCCUAAACAAACAAAACAAUAUGCAAGACUCAGAAGCCAGCUCGUUAAGGGUGGGAGGGAGAGGAAAGAAGGAACACAGGCCCCAGAAGAAUUCAGAAACAAAAGGUGUUUUGUAAUCAGCAGAGCUAUUUUAACCUUGGCAAUGAAAUAAAGCUUCUUUUUUAU